GUUACCUUUCCGAGGUCUGUGAAGGAGGUUUAAAUGAAAAAAAAUCCCGGGAAGAAGACAACGCACGUGAUGCAGCGUGGAAGCAAAGCCGGGAAUAAGAACCUGCGUUAUUGUUCUGCGCUUUAAGAGAUACUACUUUUCAGUCUUUCAGGUCGUUAAAGUGUCUUUUGGGAGAAAAAUUAUUGCAGGUCCAUGUCUUUUAGUUUUGAUUCGGGCCGGAUCAUUGCUAUUGCCUUCGCUUUACCUUUAUUCACGAUAUGAUUCGUUAUUCUGCAAGACAGGGGCCACUUUGACUUGAAAGAAGAAAUGACUAAAUUAGCUUUGGAUAUAAAUGGCGGCCUUUUACAUUUGGCUCCACCAUCCAUAUUCUUCAGGUCUCCUCGGCUUAGAAAUUCGCUGCCCUGUCAACUGAGGAAGACUAAUCAGCGAGCAAUUUCUACGCCUUUAUCCUCAAACGUGCUGUUGAAUUCAAACAAUCAAAAUAUCACAUUGUUGCAUUUAGCCUUGGGCAAUAUUUGGACGGUUCCAAGGCAGGGCAAGCGGAAGCAAGCUAAGUCAAUCAUUUGUAGUCAAAGUGCAAAAGAGACAACACUCGAGGUAGAGAUGCCGCAAGCAAUUGACACUGACAAUGUUAGAUUAUUUGGAAUUUCCACUGGCCAACCUUCUCCACUGGGUGUUUCUCAAGGUGGCAAUAAAAUCAACUUCUCACUUUUCGCUAAACAUGCCACUUCUGUUACUCUUUGCUUGUUUUUAGGUUCAUCAAAGGGGGAAUCUGAGAGCCGGGAGAUAGCACUGGAUCCUACAAAGCAUAGGACUGGGGAUAGAUGGCAUGUUUGCAUUGAGAAUCUGCCUCUAACUGGGGUAUUUUAUGGGUACCGGGUGGAUGGACCUCAAGGAUGGGAGGAAGGCCACCGUUUUGACAAAAACCUCAUUUUGUUAGAUCCUUAUGCAAAGCUUGUUGAAGGGCGCAGAGUUUUUGGGGAUGCCAGUGAAAAGAUGUCAAGGUUUCUAGGAACCUAUGAUUUUUCUUUUUCACCAUUUGAUUGGGGGGAUGGUUACAAGCGUCCUGAAAUUCCAGAGGAAGACCUUGUGAUCUACGAGAUGAAUGUUCGGGCCUUUACUGCAGACCAAUCAAGUGGUUUGGAGCACAGUAUACGUGGUAGUUAUCUCGGUGUCAUUGAAAAGAUUCCUCAUCUUCUAGAACUUGGCAUUAAUGCAGUGGAGUUACUACCAGUAUUUGAGUUUGAUGAACUAGAACUCCAGAGGCGUCGAAACCCUCGUGACCACAUGAUAAAUACAUGGGGCUAUUCUACAAUGAACUUCUUUUCUCCAAUGACUCGGUAUGCUGCUAAUGGUGGGGGACCAUUAGCAGCAUCCUUAGAAUUUAAGAAAAUGGUGAAGGCUUUGCACGCUGCAGGAAUUGAGGUCAUUAUGGAUGUAGUUUAUAACCACACAAAUGAAGCAGAUGAUGAACAUCCAUACACCACCUCAUUUCGUGGUAUAGACAACAAGGUUUAUUACAUGCUGGACAUAAAUAGCCAUGUUCAAUUGCUGAACUUUUCUGGCUGUGGAAACACAUUGAAUUGCAACUAUCCUGUGGUUAUGGAGCUUAUUUUGGAUAGUCUAAGACAUUGGGUAACAGAAUAUCAUGUGGAUGGAUUCCGAUUUGAUCUUGCAAGUGUACUGUGCCGUGGAUCUGAUGGCAAUCCCCUCAGUGCUCCUCCUGUUGUUAGGGCCAUUGCAAAAGAUCCAGUGCUGUCAAAGUGCAAAAUAAUUGCUGAGCCAUGGGACUGUGGGGGUUUGUAUUUAGUUGGCAGAUUUCCUAAUUGGGACAGGUGGGCAGAAUGGAAUGGCAAGUACCGGGAUGAUGUGAGAAGGUUCAUUAAGGGUGAUGCAGGGAUGAAGGGUUCCUUUGCUACACGCUUAGCUGGGUCUUCUGAUUUGUAUAAGGUAAAUGCACGCAAGCCAUAUCACAGCAUCAAUUUUGUCAUUGCACAUGAUGGCUUUACACUAUAUGAUCUUGUGGCAUAUAACUCUAAGCACAAUGAAUUGAAUGGAGAGGAGGGAAGGGAUGGAUGCAAUGAUAACUACAGCUGGAAUUGUGGUUUUGAAGGUAAUACAAAGGAUCCUGGGGUCAAUGCUCUGCGUGCACGGCAAAUGAAAAAUUUCCAUCUGGCAUUGAUGGUUUCACAGGGAACACCAAUGAUAUUGAUGGCAGAUGAGUAUGGUCACACUCGAUAUGGAAAUAAUAAUACUUAUGGCCAUGAUAAUGCCCUGAAUCAUUUUCAAUGGAAUCAGCUAGAGUCAAGAAAGCAGAGUUAUUUCAGGUUUUUUGCCGAGACUAUCAAGUUUCGUCGACAAAAUCCUCUUUUGGGACGCAGCAUAUUUCUAACCCAGAAUGAUGUUAGCUGGCACGAGAAUAACUGGCAUAAUCCUGACAGCAGGUUUCUUGCAUUUACAUUACACGGAGGAAAAUAUGGAUGUGGGGAUCUCUACAUAGCUUUCAACGCACAUGAUUAUUUUGUCAAAAAUAUAAUACCUUCACCACCUUUUCAGAAAUGCUGGUACCGGGUGGUUGAUACAAAUCUUCCAGCACCAGAUGAUUUCAUUGUCGGAGGAGUUCCUUUUAAGACAAAUGUGUAUAAUAUGGCUCCACAUUCUGCAAUUCUUUUCCGUGCAGAAUAGAGCUAAAAGUUCUUCUGAAGCAAGUUUUGAAUGAUGGCCAUGGUCGACUACUUAUAUGUUAACCUAAGCCCUAUGUAGAAACUUGAUUUUACAUUUUUAUAGUUGGGAAAAUCCCAACAACAAAAUCUGGAGAAUAAUGCAUUGGAUGGUCAAAGUUUUCUAUAAUACUUUUUAUUUGAAAUCUGAGUACACAUUAA
This is a messenger RNA of Cryptomeria japonica (Japanese cedar), 2882 nucleotides long. RefSeq names its product isoamylase 3, chloroplastic. NCBI's taxonomy places the organism in Eukaryota, Viridiplantae, Streptophyta, Pinopsida, Cupressales, Cupressaceae. Gene Ontology annotation, biological process: carbohydrate metabolic process. Gene Ontology annotation, molecular function: hydrolase activity, hydrolyzing O-glycosyl compounds. The coding region runs from base 307 to 2685 and encodes 792 amino acids. The transcript is spliced from 24 exons. The record is from RefSeq and is a predicted model, not a curated record.